Messenger RNA from Perca flavescens (yellow perch), 719 nucleotides. Its product is annotated as CD276 antigen homolog. NCBI's taxonomy places the organism in Eukaryota, Metazoa, Chordata, Actinopteri, Perciformes, Percidae. Gene Ontology annotation, molecular function: signaling receptor binding. The coding region runs from base 96 to 665 and encodes 189 amino acids. Gene Ontology annotation, biological process: T cell receptor signaling pathway; regulation of cytokine production. The transcript is spliced from 3 exons. Gene Ontology annotation, cellular component: external side of plasma membrane. The record is from RefSeq and is a predicted model, not a curated record.
UGCUAAUGGUCUAUGCCCUCCAGUAACCUGUGGGCUGCAGGAGGGCAUACUAUUGUAUGAUGUAACACAUCAAGUGAGGGAGAAAACAGGGACGGAUGGGAAUCACCCCUCUCUCAGCUCUCAUGGCUCCAUUUCUGCUCCUGUUGUUCCUUCUGUCUGAAGCAGCUUCUGACAAACUUGUUGUGUACCCUGGAGAUGAUGCCACUCUGCCAUGUCAGGCUGCUGAUCCCUCCUUCAGAGCUGUAGAGUGGAGCAGACCUGACCUGGAACCAGAGUAUGCCCUCUUCUACAGAGAUGGACACUUGGAUACUUACAAACAGCAUCCAUCCUUUAAGGAGAGGGUGGAGCUGGUGGACAGACAGCUGAAGGACGGAGACGUGUCUUUAAUUCUGAAGAAUGUGAGCAGACACGACGACGGAACAUACGAGUGUCGAGUUGCACCAGCUGAUUUCAGGCGUAAAAAGAGAGCCAUCAUCGACUCUGAGCCAAUCAGAACCAUCUGUCUGCAGGUUAGAGAACCAGGUCCAAACAGUGGAAACUCCAAGGAUGAAAACUCCAUGAAUGUUGUCCCUGAGGAUAGAAACUCCGCUCCUGUUGGCCUGACAGCAGGUGUUCCAGUUGGACUGUUUCUUGUAGCUGUUGCAGUGGUUGGUGUCCUGAUAUAAAGAAGACCUAACACCCCAUCAGUCCCUCCUACUACGACUGAUGAAGCAUCUGCC